UUUAUGAACUAGGGUAUGUUGUCAUCAAAAUGCAACUGGGCGAAAAAUGUCCGCUACUAAAAAUUCUUUCGAUUUUAAUUCUCUAAUAGAAAAUGUUGACAGAAAAUGUCGCGAAAAUGUGGGUAAUUAUCUAAAAACGGUUGAUACAAGUUUAGACGAAAAGGCGGAAACAAUAAAGGCAAUAAGCUGGCUAGAUUGGGUCAAACCUUUAAACUAUAUCAAGGUGGUGCACACUGACAUUCCUGAUUUCAUAUUACCUAAAAAUUGCUCUGGUGAACUCAUUGAUGUUAAAGUUUUCUCUAAAUCUGGACCAGAUGAUAAAAUAUAUGAUACUUACAAACUUGUACGAGACAGGGUAGCCAGAGGAAACUGCUUCUUACGUAUUACUAGAGGUCCUCAUGCUGGAACAAGAUGCAUAUUGCAUGCAUUGAAGAAAUUUACUGGAGGUCUUGGAGAUGAUGAUGACAGAGAUAGGGGAGAUAAUUUAACUUGGAAAAAAUAUUUUGUCAAAUCAAUAGAUGAUGCAAAGAAAGUAAUUGCCACACGAAAAGCUAAUGGGGAGGCAGCCCAUCUUAGCUGCAUACAGAUAGAUGGACAAAUUCUUCUUUGUGCAGGAUCAAAGAAUGUUCAUAUGCUUAUCCGUAACAGAGGUGACAUAGCCUUAUACAGAGGGGAUCGAUACAGAAUUGCAUCUGAAGUUUCUCAUGCUAUUCUAGAUGCCCUGGAUAGUAUGGAGCCAUCAAGAAAAGAAAUGCUGUUGCAGUUUUUAAUAGCCACAAGAUUUACUGCAGUUUUUGAAAUUUUAUCCCCUGAUCACCAACAUGUGGAAAACUUGAGUCACUUGACAAAGCCAGUUGUGCAGUUUAUAACCUGGACUAGCACAGAGUUGGAACCUAUGCCAGAUCAAAUGUUAUGUACUGUUCCACCCCAUAUAGGUAUAGAGUUGGCUAGAGCACUUGGUCUGACUACAAUAGAUUAUGAGGUUAUUGAUAUCACUGAAGUAUUUGACAGAAUGAGAAAGAUUAGGCAAGGAUACCAGUAUGAAGGAGAAGUGUUGUAUUUUCUUGCAGAGGAUGGUUCUGUCAUUGGCUUGCUUAAAAAGAAAACUGUUUGGUACAUCCUAUGCAGAGCAAUCAGAGAAAAAACUAGAUUCUCUUGUGCAGCUUUAUUAAAAAGUAAAAGUUCAUUUUCAAAACAAAAGUCUAUCAGUCAGGUGGAGAAAAGGUUGGAUGAGAUACAGAAAUGGUUGCUGCUUAGUGACCAAACCAUACAAAAGUGGAAGGACCUAGGUACUGGCUUUCUAGUCUACUGCAUUCAACAGAUAGACAGUGGCAAUUGCCAGAUGGAGGAUAUAGCAGACAGAUUUCCUGUUGUCUGGAAAUCUUAUUUAGAAGUUCAUAAUUACACAGAUGAAAUAACUGUUCAAUGUGAUGUUGAUGUCAUAGAUGGGGAAGCUUCUAGUUAAUACUUAAUACAUAAUUGAAUUUUUUAUUUUAGAAUAAAAUUGUAUGUUUCUGUUACAAUUGAUAAUACAAUGUGUCUCAUAUUUCUCUAGUUUGCUAGUUUUAUUGGAUUGACAAAUAAUUUUCAACUGGUUAUUACUUAUUUAAAUAAUAAACAUGAAAUAUGUCUUAAUAAAGAUAAUCAUGUUAAGAUUUUACACACUCUGAAGAAAUGAGCAAUAUAAAUUGACCCAUAGCAAGAUCCAUGAGGUGCGGUGGCUGAGCAGUAAAGCACUUGACUUCCGAACCGGGGGUCCCGGGUUUGAAUCCUGGGAUUUUUAAUUUCGGGAUCUUUAAGCGCCUCUGAGUCCACCCAGCUCUAAUGGGUACCUGACAUUAGUUGGGGAAAAGUAAAGGCAGUUGGUCGAUGUACUGGCCAAAUGACACACUCGAUAACUGUAGGGCACAGAAACAGAUGACUUUUACAUCAUCUGCCAUAUAGGUCUGAAAGGGGGACUUUACUUUACAUUGCAAGAUCCACCUGAUUUUUACAAAGUUUUUAUCAACUUUCUGUCUGUCUGCUAUAAAUUUUGUAAAUGUUAUUUCUCCUACUUCCCAUUCUCGGAUCAAGCUGAAACUUUGCACAAUUAUUCAUUGCCCCGACAAAAAAACUUUAAUCAAUUGAAAAAUUGACCAUUAUUUUAUCUAUUAAUUGUAAUUAAUUAGUUUUCAUUUUAUAUAUUAUUAAUGGCAAUGUAUUAGAUUCUGAAGAUUGAGGAUGAGGAUGAGUGCUUUAUUUCACAUGACUACGCAAACCCAGUUGUGACCCACAUAUUUUUCCACAUCUUGACAAAGCGUUGUCUGCCAGUAGUCUAUUUAACUUUUCUUUAUGUCAUUUGCCCCGCCUUUUUUCUAUAAGGUCCUUUCUUUUGGUCUCAAAUAUGUCUUGCAGCCUUUGUGAGAACUCUCCAAGUGUCUCUUUCAGGGGCCAUCUGCUGCCAGUUACUUUCCUCUAUGGCAGUGAGGGUGAAAUAACACUUGAGUUGAUCUUUAUAACGCAUACAUGGAGGGGGGGCGCACCUCUGUUAUGCCAUUCUCCCUUAAGUUCGCCAAAGAAGAUCGCCUCACCCACAGUUUGACAAUUACAGAGUAAUGACAACACACCAUCCAUAAAACCUUUUUGUAUUAUGUGUCACUGAAAUGUUGGACUUCAUGUAAUUCAAUACUGGGACCUUCAAAAAUCCCAAGCUCAAACAUGUCAUUUUGUGUGAAAUGUAAGCACAUGUGUGAAAAUAGGACAACCAAAUGGACACAUAAACAAUUUCUUGUUGUGAAACCAUGAAA
Molecule: messenger RNA, 2786 nt
Organism: Biomphalaria glabrata
Lineage: Eukaryota; Metazoa; Mollusca; Gastropoda; Planorbidae
Exons: 13
Coding region: 47-1465 (472 amino acids)
Source: RefSeq, a predicted model, not a curated record